UGAGAAGAAGAUACUUCGGAUACUGGGGUAAUAGUAUGUAUGUGUGUGAGACCAGCUUAAGAAGACCCAGAGCUCGGUGUUCAAUUUAGGGGCCUAACUAAUCGGUGUCCCAUUCAAAGGUGCCUGCAGAAAUUCCCAUUUCUCCUGCAAUCGAUCGGACGGACGGUGAUUGGAGGUCAUCUCUGCAGAUCAAGAAAUUAUUUCAAGUCAAAUUCAACAGUGAGAUCCAGGCACAAGCAAAAUGGAUAGUGGAACCGGAACCACGUUUGUGAAUUCCCAAACGCAAGUGCCCUUAAGUACUGCUUUUCAAGUGGCAGCCGCUGCUAGUUCGAUUCACACAUCUGCCAACUCAGUUAGUCAAUUUCAAGAUGCCAUUAUGUCAAGGAUUGGGCGAUCAUUUGGAUUUCCGCCGGGUUGUGAUUUAAAGGACCUUGGGAACCUACAGUUUUCCGGGGCUGGCGUUAAUUCGGUCCGACCUGAUGGGCUGGUUGGGUUUCCAAUACUGCCUCAUAUGGUCACGCAACCAUCUCUCUUUCACCACCUUGUGGAUUCCCGUAUUUCUUCGGCAGCCGCAGCUGCGGCCAGUGCUUUUCGGCCCUUCAUGAACUGCUCAGCCAAUGUAGAAGGCGGCGGCGGAAAGGGCUACCCAUCAGCUUUUCAGGCGCCUCGAUCUCAGCCUGAGCAACAGAAACGGUUGUCCUCCCCGACUCUGUUCUCACCCGGACAAAACCUUUAUCCGAAUAACUCAACAGUGUCUGUAACAUCUUCAACGCCGUCUCCUACAUGCAAGAGAUACGACGAAAACUCCAAUUCGGCCAGUAAAUUGGUGCUAGAUCGUCAUGACUCAAUCUCGCCCAUCUCUGCCGAGGGUAGCAGCAUUAUGGACGAUAAUAUUGCUGAUCAUUCAGCCAAACGAGCACGCUAUUCGCUUGUGGAAGGAGAAUGUUGUCCAAUUUGUGGUCUCCACUUGGCUCACGCCGAAAUAGAAGCGCACUAUAAGAAGGAGCUAGAAAUCUUAAGCAAAGUAUCUGACGGUUUAAUGCAAAAGACACAAUUCAACGCCGUAGACGGAUCAGAUGAAAGCCAUUCAGGAUUUAGGUCUCAAACUCACCAUCAACACCAUCAUAGUAAUCAUCACAACCACCAGUCCCAACAUCACCACCACCACCAACAACAACAGCAGCAACAGCAGCACCCACAGAAUGUGAUGGACCCUCUCAACAAGCAUCAUAUGUCCCCAAAAAAUCCAUUAGAGAUUGCACCACGAUCGCGUUGGGAUACGUUUCAACGCAUUCAACGCAAUCGCCAGAGCCGCAUACGAGUAAAACUAUCUCGACGCGCCGGAAAGCGUCCCGACGAGAUCUUAGAAGAGGAAGGCCAAGAACAAUCCAACCAACUGGACGAACAACUAGUACGACAAAAAGCGCAAACGCACCUUAGAAAAUUGCCGGCUUUAAGCAACGCUGAAGUUGGUGUUACCAGUAAUGACAAUGCAAAUGACGAUGAUAUUGAUAUAGUAAGUUGUGACAAGAACAAUAGCAGUCUAUCUUCAACGGAAGGACCUCAAGAUUGGCAAAUAUACGGACCUGUGCAGUACACUGAGGCGGAUGUGCUCGCUUGCGUCAGUGAUGCUGAAAAGGAAAGUAACGAUGGGGCCAAUACGCGCGACGACAAUGACUCGACAUCCAACAACUCCAACUCGAUUGAAACCAUUGAAAGUAUCGAGGUCUUACGACUGAAAUUAGAGGAAUUGGAGCGAUUGAACAAAUGCUCCAAAUGUCAGGAACCCAUUCAAAAGCCAGUGGUCAAUAUCUCUUGUUGGCACAUCAAAUGCGAAACUUGUUGGCUGAGGACUUUGGGUACUUCAAAGUGUUGCACUGUUUGUGGAGUAACAUCAGUUCCCGCAGAUUUGAGGAAAGUUUAUGUAAAUUAACCAGUUUCCAAUUUACUGACAAAUAUCUUGGCUGAAGUCAAGUUUUGUCAUGACAUGUUAUCAUUAGAAAAUGUCAGAAUAAAUAAAUCCGUUUUCGUUAUCUCUGC
Molecule: messenger RNA, 2040 nt
Organism: Tigriopus californicus
Lineage: Eukaryota; Metazoa; Arthropoda; Copepoda; Harpacticoida; Harpacticidae
Product: E3 ubiquitin-protein ligase RNF220-like
Exons: 7
Coding region: 242-1933 (563 amino acids)
Biological process (GO): protein ubiquitination
Molecular function (GO): ubiquitin protein ligase activity
Source: RefSeq, a predicted model, not a curated record